Molecule: messenger RNA, 1084 nt
Organism: Cannabis sativa
Lineage: Eukaryota; Viridiplantae; Streptophyta; Magnoliopsida; Rosales; Cannabaceae
Product: bidirectional sugar transporter SWEET5
Exons: 6
Coding region: 190-912 (240 amino acids)
Biological process (GO): carbohydrate transport
Cellular component (GO): membrane
Molecular function (GO): sugar transmembrane transporter activity
Source: RefSeq, a predicted model, not a curated record
UAAAAAAAACAUUUAUAAAUAAUAAUAAAAAAAAACCUUCUCUCAUUACAAACUCAACUACUUCUACCACUACCACGUACAAUAUAUCUAUCUAUCUUAUUACACUCUUCUCUUCUUCCUUCCUACUUGUACUGAUUUUUUCAGUUCAGUAGUUAUUUUUGAAUGUAACAACAAACAAAAAUAACAACAAUGGUUAAUACAGGAGUCAUAAGAACCGUUGUAGGGAUUAUUGGAAAUGUUAUAUCUUUCUGUUUAUUCACCUCCCCAAUACCAACAUUUGUGAAAAUUUGCAAACAAAGAGCAGUAGAAGAUUUCAAGCCGGAUCCCUAUGUAGCCACUCUUCUCAAUUGUGCAUUGUGGUCAUUCUAUGGCCUUCCAGUCGUCCGGCCAGACAACAUUCUUGUCGUCACCAUCAACGGCACAGGGUUCUUCAUAGAACUCGCCUACGUCGCCAUCUUUUUGGUAUUUUCUCCUCCCUCCAAGCGCAAAAAGAUCAUCAUUGCUGUAAUGAUUGAAACUAUAUUCUUUCUGAUUAUAGUAAUCAUCACACUCAGAGUUUUACAUACCACCAAGGAACGGUCUAUGCUUGUAGGGAUGCUUUCUAUAAUCUUCAAUGUCAUUAUGUAUACUUCACCAUUGACAGUCAUGCGUAUGGUGAUUAGGACAAAGAGUGUGAAGUAUAUGCCAUUCUAUCUAUCACUUGCUAACUUCUGCAAUGGACUGAUCUGGGUUAUCUACGCCCUCCUUAAAUUUGACCCCUUUAUAUUGAUACCAAAUGGUUUGGGAGCUUUAUCUGGUUUAGUACAGCUGAUUCUAUAUGCUACAUAUUACAAAACAACAAAAUGGGAUGAUGAUGAUGAUGAUAAUGAUGAUGACAAGUCUACCUCUGAAGUUCAACUCUCAAGUGUUUAGAAUUAGAGGGACACAAUAAUAUUAUUAAGUACUCUAAUUAAAAAGAAAAUGCUCACUUCUUUUUUGGGUCCUUAAUUAAGAUUAAUCCCAUUUUAAGUUGUGUACCGGUACAACUUUUUGAGCUACUAGUUUUGGUGAUAUAUAUAAGUUCUAGACUAAUGUCGUGACUAAA